Molecule: messenger RNA, 805 nt
Organism: Bicyclus anynana (squinting bush brown)
Lineage: Eukaryota; Metazoa; Arthropoda; Insecta; Lepidoptera; Nymphalidae
Product: RNA exonuclease 4
Exons: 3
Coding region: 131-604 (157 amino acids)
Biological process (GO): rRNA processing
Cellular component (GO): nucleus
Molecular function (GO): nucleic acid binding; 3'-5' exonuclease activity
Source: RefSeq, a predicted model, not a curated record
UAUAAUAUGUAUAGCACAUUGGGGUAUAUAAAGGAAGUGAAUUUGCAAUAUUGCGUCAUUCAGAAAAGAACAAGGAGCUUUUAAUGAGCAAUUUUUAACAAAUAAAAUAAGUGCACUUAAAAGAAUAAAAAUGGUGAAGUACGCAAUCGACUGUGAAAUGGUAGGGAGUGGAAACCGUAGUAUCCUGGCGAGGGUCUCUAUAGUUAACGAGAAUGGAACUGUCGUUAUAGACGAGUAUGUGAAGCCAACAUCACAGGUGACUGACUACAGAACCUGCGUCAGCGGCAUCAAAAGGCAACGUUUGGCGAAUGGAAGCGACUUCUCGAAGGUCCAGAAAAUGGUGCAACAAAUGAUCAAUGGUGCCAUCUUGGUCGGGCAUUCUCUGAGUAAUGACCUUGCGGUCUUGGGCUUAUCUCAUCCGGAGCACAAUCGGCGAGACUUAGCAACCUACGGGCCCUUGAAGAGGAAUAACCAACCAGUAGCUCUACAAACCUUGGCUAUGGAGUAUCUAGGAAGGUUCAUACAAGAAGGCGAACAUGAUUCUGUGCAAGAUGCGAAAGCCUGUAUGGAAAUUUAUAAAAAAUUCGCUAACCAGUGGGGAUAGACCCUACUAAUACAGGUACAGUCAACAACAAUGUACCUCAAUUUAUAAUAUUUCGUACAUUUCUUAAUAAUAAUAUGGUCAUACCUAUACAUAUUUGAAAAUAAAAUAGGUAUGUUAUUUCUGUCAUUAUCAUUCUUAAUUGAUUUCUCUGUAAAAGUACAAUUAUAACAAUCUAAUAAAAGUUCAAUAGUUUCAUGUAAA